AUGAACGCUGCAUCCAGAGCCAACGAGCAAUACUCGAGCACCCACGAAAAGCAUGGCAAGCCCCGCUUACCGGGAACGCUCAACACGCGCACGCCCCAUUCCCAUCUUUUCUUUGGACCCUACGUGUGGUUCCCGAUCCUCGCUACGCUCGUAUGGCUCGGCGGUAUCCUCGCGAUGCUGCUGCUCUGGGUGACCGCCGGCAAGCCACGGUACCGAGGCGACGAGGCCGCGGUGGUGUAUAUCAGCGACGUUGGAGCAGUGCACAAGAAGCUCUUCAUCGGGAUCUCAUGCUCGACCUCGGGGCUGUACAUUAUGAGUCUCUUUGCUGAGCGCUGGCUUCGCCACAUUGAUCGUCUCCCUACCGACUUGCGCAAGCGGGAGAAGAUCUUUGACUGGGUCGCCAUCUUUUUCUGCAUUGUUGGCUCAGCAGGAUUGAUCCUCUGUUCAAUCUUUGACGCUUUCAACCACUCCAACAUCCACUGGCCCAUGGCUUUGGUCUUCGUCAUUGGCGUUGCUCUUUCAGGCAUCUUCCAAUCUGCUGAAAUCUGGUCCCUCCACAAAGAUCACCCAGACCGCCGCUCCCUCUUCCGCAACUCCAUCUACAAGCUCGUCGUUGUCCUCCUCGCUGUUCUCGGCGCCAUCGCAUUCGGUGUCACUUAUGCCCUCUGCGGCGGUGAUGUUAUCGCCACUUCGCGUUACUCGGCAGCACAAUGUGAGAACAUCACGUCUGCCUGCGCCGCCCUCGAGUGGACCAUCGCUUUCCUCCUCACCUUCUACUUCGCCACCCUCGUCGCCGACCUCUGGCCCGCUGGCAAGAGCUCGCCCCGGUACAUGCGUCGCUUGGCGCGAUGGCAGGAGCGCCACGGCGAGGGAGAUGACUUUACCGGGCGCAAGGCGUUCGAGACACACCCUGAAAACUGGAUGACGGCGGAGCAGCGGGCCGAGGCGAUGCAGCGGGAGAUGGAGGCACGCAACAGGGGACAGUCCAUCGACACCACUCAGACUGCUAUCGGGAACGCCUACUUGGGGAACGGUCCCGUGGUCGACACCACUCCCCGGAUGAGCACCGCGAGUAACGCGCCGAUGAUGAAGGGGGUGUAG
Messenger RNA from Dioszegia hungarica, 1101 nucleotides. Its product is annotated as Frag1/DRAM/Sfk1 family-domain-containing protein. Gene Ontology annotation, cellular component: plasma membrane. Lineage: Eukaryota; Fungi; Basidiomycota; Tremellomycetes; Tremellales; Bulleribasidiaceae. The record is from RefSeq and is a predicted model, not a curated record. The coding region runs from base 1 to 1101 and encodes 366 amino acids. The transcript is spliced from 5 exons.